This is a messenger RNA of Anopheles stephensi (Asian malaria mosquito), 1936 nucleotides long. RefSeq lists its product as uncharacterized. Bases 150 to 1850 code for a protein of 566 amino acids. The transcript has 7 exons. Gene Ontology annotation, molecular function: protein folding chaperone. Gene Ontology annotation, biological process: protein refolding; response to heat. Lineage: Eukaryota; Metazoa; Arthropoda; Insecta; Diptera; Culicidae. The record is from RefSeq and is a predicted model, not a curated record.
UCCAAAAAUAGUGAGAGAAGUCCUAUAAAACGGAAAACCCGGUGCACGCAGCCCGUCAGUCAGUGCGGCAAUACCCGGUGAAAAGUGUGCCAUUCGGUGUGGAAAUUCCUUUCCCUUUUUUGUUCUCGGUGAACUAGUGAGCUAGAAAGAUGUCCGUCGUGCCGAUGCUGUUCCGCGAUUGGUGGGAAGAUUUCGACACACCGCUCCGUUCGUCACGGCUACUAGAUCAGCAUUUUGGCACCGGGUUGCGUGCGGACGAUCUUUUCUCGUCCUUCCCGGCCCGGGCACCGCUGUCGUCGCCCUCCCUGCUUCGUGGUGGAUAUUACCGGCCGUGGCGUAACACUGCCCUCACGCGGCAAGAUUCCGGCUCAACGCUCAACCUCGACAAGGAUCGGUUCCAGAUCAUUCUGGACGUGCAGCAGUUUACGCCGGAAGAAAUCACCGUCAAAACGAGCGACCGCAGCAUAGUGGUGGAGGGAAAGCAUGAGGAGAAGCAGGACGAGCAUGGUUUCGUGUCGCGUCACUUCACACGCCGCUACAUGCUUCCAAGUGGCCACGAUCCGAACGAUGUUGUGUCGACCCUCUCCUCGGACGGUGUACUUACCGUGACGGCGCCGAAAAAGUCGCUCCCAGCCCCGAACCCGGAACGUAGCGUACCGAUCCAGCAGACGGGACAACCGUCGAAGGACAAGCAGGAGGCACAGCCCAGUGUCGAGGGAACGAAGUACCGUACGUGGUGGGACGAUUGGGACCUGCCGCUGUACACGCGCGUCCUCGAGAAGUCGAUCACGCAGGAGGUGCUCGGGUCGGACGACUUCUGGCGCGUGCCGCCGCUCGCUCCGGUCCGCUGGUCCAGCCUGUACCGGCCCUGGCGCUACUUCAGCCUGCGGGAUGUCGGCGCGAAGGUGGACACGGACCGCGAACGGUUCCAGAUCGAGCUCGAUGUGCAUCAGUUCUUGCCGCACGAGGUCACGGUACGCCGCACGGACAAGUACGUCACGAUCGAGGGCAAACACGAGGAGAAGCGGGACGAGCAGGGUUACGUGGCGCGUCAGUUCUCCCGCCGCUAUCUGGUACCGAUUGGCUAUGACGCGAACCUGAUCGUCUCGUCGCUCUCGUCCGACGGCAUCCUGACCGUUACUGCCCCGAGGAUCGGCCUGCCGGCCCCGAAAGUCGAAAAGUAUGUCCCGAUCUGGCACACCGUGACCAUUCGAACAGUGAAAAUGUCGAUCAUCCCGAUUUUCUUCCGCAACUGGUGGGACGACGAGUGGGACCGUCCGCUGUGGAGUUCCCGUCUGUUGGACCAGCACUUUGGCAGUGGUGUGACGGCGGAUGAUCUCCUGAACGCUCUGGCUUCGGUGACCGAUCGUCGUCUUCAGUCACAGUCCCAGCAACAGCUUGCCAGUCGUUACAAUCGCCCAUGGCACAGCUCCUGUUUGGCCAGCAAGCGAGACAGCGGAUCCACGGUGAACGUCACGAACGAUAAGUUCCAGAUCAACCUGGACGUGCAACAGUUCUCGCCCGAGGAGAUCUCGGUGAAGUACGUGGACAAUUUCGUUGUGGUGGAAGGCAAGCACGAGGAAAAGCAGGACGAGCAGGGUUACAUCUCGAGACACUUUGUCCGACGUUACAUGCUUCCCAAGGGCCACAAUGAGGCAGAUAUUGUGUCGUCGCUCUCGUCGGACGGUAUCCUUACCAUCAGCUGUCCCAGAAAGGAGAUCGAGCAGAAAAAGCCAGAGCGCAGCAUUCCCAUCACACAGACGGGACAACCGGUGAAGCAAGUGACGGAAAAGGCUGCGGAACAAAAUGGCCAAGCAGGCAAGAAGGAGGGCGAGACGAUGGAGUCUUGAAGGAAAAGCCAUUGAUACAUUUUUAAAUUGUGAAUAAGCAGCUCGAUUUAAGUAGCAUUUAAUAAAUUAUUGAUGGUUUUUUAAAA